AUGGUAAGGAGCAACGUGGAUACCGCGCGUGCUCAAUCGCCCUCUUCGGCUGCCUUGACAAACGCUUCUGCACGAGAGCAAGACGGCGCUCGCCAGCACAUGGUCGCGAACGGAAAGCGGAGCGAAAAGGCACCUUCAAAUCGAGACGACGCAGAUGCUGGGUCGCCGGAAGCGAAGAAGCAGAAGACAAACGAAAGCUAUGCUAGAACAGUGCAUGAUCAAGGGGGCGAUGACGAGACUUUGUCGUCAACGUGUCACGCACCAAACGCUUUGUGGUCAGAGCCGAGUCAAGCACACGCGCCACAACCACCGUUAACGUCAGCAUCGUCAGCAUCUUCAGCAUCGUCAUCGCAACAGACAACAGAACAGCCGUAUGAGCGAGCACCAACAUGGGCAGCACUGCGUCGCUCGAAUCACCCCGCCAUCGCGCCUUCACGCUCGAUAUACAGCUACGAGCGACUGAACCACAUCCAAGAGGGAACGUACGGCGUCGUGUUUCGUGCACGGCCUCGUGCACCUCUGCCUGCCUCCAAUACUUCACACAAACUAGCUUCAUCAUCCUCUGCCGCUUCCAAUCCAACGCACAGCGACGACUCGUCGUCUACAGUCGCGCCACUCCAAGUAGCAGUGAAACGCCUCAAACUUCCGCCCGGCGGUCUCUCCCCCUCUGGUUUCCCCAUCACCUCGCUACGCGAAAUCCAGACACUUGCACUCUCGCGCAACAACCCAUUCGUCAUUUCGCUUCGUGAGGUGUGCGUCGGAAAAACACUGGAUCAGAUCUUCCUUAUCCUGGAAUUCAUGGAACACGACCUCAAGACGUUGCUCACCUCCCUACACAAAUCGCGCUCCGCAUUUGCGCCGAGCGAAGUCAAGACGCUGAUGCAUCAGCUCUUAAGCGGUGUAGCAGGUCUACACGAGGGAUGGGUGGUGCAUCGUGAUCUCAAGAGCAGCAAUCUGUUGAUGGACAACCGUGGCCGGUUGAAGCUGGGCGAUUUCGGGCUGGCCAGGAGAUUUGGUGAUCCGAUCGACGCUUGGGUUCCGAGAACGCAGCCGAUCUCGAGAGGUGCAUCAGAUUCGAAAGCGGACAAUGAGAAAGAGAGGCUUGAAAGUGGCGAGCAAAUAGGAGGCAUGACGGAUCUGGUGUGUACAUUGUGGUAUCGUGCACCGGAACUCAUCAUGUUGAACAUCAUUCACCAAGCGCGAGAAACUUGGAAGGACAACGUUCGCGCGCCAAGCUCCGCAAGCAGCAGCAGCCUGUUCAAACUCCAUUCGAAACCCUACGCACUACGCGAGCCAUUGCCGCUAUACGAUGCCAAGAUCGAUAUGUGGAGCAUUGGAUGCAUCUUUGCAGAGUUACUGCUCGCCAAUCAGACCGGUUCGGUGUUGUUCCAAGGAAAAGACGAGCCCGACCAAUUGCGCAAGAUCGAGCAAGUACUGGGAAAACCAAAUACGACCAUCUGGCCCGACAUCCUGCUCUGGCAAGGUCUACCUCAUCUUCAUCGACCGUCUGCAAAAGCUUCCGCUGCGGCCGUGCAGCAAGAACAGGAUCGGAUCAAAGCCAAUCUGCAGACCGCAUUCACUUCGAAGCUUACUCCCGCAACCCUCGACCUGCUCUUCCAGCUGUUACACUGGGACCCAUCCCAGAGAAUCUCGGCGAGGGAUGCGUUGAAGCACAAGUAUUUUACCGACGAAAACCCAAAGAUGGCGCAUCCAGACUCGUUUGGCAGUUUUCCCAGCGUAAAUGCGGGCGAAAGAGUGCUGUAUAAUACCCUGAGUGCGCCGAAUAAACAUGCGGCAGAGGCGACCAAGACGACGUCGACCGCAGCGGGACCAGGUGCACGGACGAGCAAGGGAAAGCAGUAUACGAUGGAGUUCGACUUCACAACUUGA
Messenger RNA from Mycosarcoma maydis (corn smut), 1890 nucleotides. RefSeq lists its product as uncharacterized. Gene Ontology annotation, cellular component: nucleus. Gene Ontology annotation, molecular function: cyclin-dependent protein serine/threonine kinase activity; ATP binding. The transcript has a single exon. Bases 1 to 1890 code for a protein of 629 amino acids. Gene Ontology annotation, biological process: protein phosphorylation; regulation of mitotic cell cycle. NCBI's taxonomy places the organism in Eukaryota, Fungi, Basidiomycota, Ustilaginomycetes, Ustilaginales. The record is from RefSeq and is a predicted model, not a curated record.